Molecule: messenger RNA, 993 nt
Organism: Amphimedon queenslandica
Lineage: Eukaryota; Metazoa; Porifera; Demospongiae; Haplosclerida; Niphatidae
Product: mitotic spindle assembly checkpoint protein MAD2B-like
Exons: 10
Coding region: 224-910 (228 amino acids)
Cellular component (GO): zeta DNA polymerase complex
Source: RefSeq, a predicted model, not a curated record
UAAUAAUAAUAAUAAUAAUAAUAAUAAUAAUAAUAAUAAUAAUAAGCAGAAAAGUAACUAUAAUGGUGUUUUAGCAAUAUUAUAUUGAGGAGGAGGAGGUGGUAGGAGAAAUACCGGUAUUAGAAAAUGACAACAUUGCAUUUGAAGUCUCCAUUACAUUUGAGUAUCUGGAGGUGUGACUGUGGGCAUGGUUCAUUAAACUUAUAGACACACCUACUUAUUAAUGGAGCCAUUCAAAGAAGCUAGAGCUGAUGUCAUUACAGAAUUUAUAGAGGCUGCCAUACACUCCAUACUGUAUGUCAGAGGAGUUUAUCCAGCAGCUAUUUUUAAACCCAGAAGAAAAUAUGGGACAACAGUACAUAUGUGUUGUCAUGCCGAUAUUAAUCAAUAUAUAAUUAAAAGUCUAAAGACUGUCCAUUCAUUACUACUAGAGGUGAGGGAUAAUGGUUUAUUAAUUAGGGGGUCACUUGAAAAAGUUGAAAUACCAUUAAUGAGUAAAAAUUCCAUCAUUGAAGUGUUUCAAUUUAUUUUAAAAUUUCCAGACAUUUCAGCAAUAAAGAACGACACCUAUUUACUUGAGGUUGAAGAAUCGCUGAGAUCAGCAUUACUCAAAAUCAGUAUCAGUGACGUACUAUGUAAGCCACGCCUACAGGAGCUAUCUGACCACACCCAAUUAGACAGUCCACCAUUCACCAUAUUAGUACACACUGAGAAAUCUAAAGCAGCUAACCUGACACACCAGCAAGAGGAGGAAGGGUUUCCAUGGAUACAGGUCAACCCACAAGAGUAUGACCACACCUCCGUCUUUCAGCCGCCCACUCGUAAUCCAAUGAAACUGACGCCAAUCAAGUCAAUCAGCAACGAAAUGUUACAGAUGGAAGUACAGCUAGCAACAAAAGAAAAAGAAUAAUAAUAAUAAGAAGAAGAAGAAUUUUUUUAUGGAGACAGAAGCACCAAAAAAACAAUAAUAAUAUAAUAAUAAUAAUAAUAUUA